Molecule: messenger RNA, 1475 nt
Organism: Triticum aestivum (bread wheat)
Lineage: Eukaryota; Viridiplantae; Streptophyta; Magnoliopsida; Poales; Poaceae
Product: peptidyl-prolyl cis-trans isomerase FKBP19, chloroplastic
Exons: 10
Coding region: 96-890 (264 amino acids)
Cellular component (GO): thylakoid; chloroplast
Molecular function (GO): peptidyl-prolyl cis-trans isomerase activity
Source: RefSeq, a predicted model, not a curated record
ACACGGGCGGACGUGCGCGGUGCAAAACUGCAGAGUUUCUUGUAGCCGCAACCUCUUAUCCCACCCCGAACCUGUGGCUCCCGGCGUCCGUCCCCAUGUCAUCCCCGGCGUGCCGUCCCGGCCUCCCGGCGCCUCGCCGGCAGGCGCCGCUCCUCCCCCGCCCAGCCGCUACCCCGUCCGUCUCGAAGAUGGCUGUUCAUAGGACAAGACCUGCCCACUCCGCCUUCGAGUUCUCCUCCUCUCCUGGCCGCCGCCGUCGUGCUCGGGUCAUCUCUUCUUGCCACGGUGGUAUGGUAGAAAGAAGGAGACUACUGUUGAUCCCUGCAAUUAGUCUCACCAUUGGCUCCCUUCAGUACAGUCUGGAGAAGGGAGCAGCAAAAGCUGAAUUUACUGACAUGCCAGCGCUUCGUGGGAAGGAUUAUGGAAAGACGAAAAUGAGUUAUCCAGAUUACACUGAAACAGAAUCAGGCCUCCAAUACAAGGACUUGCGAGUUGGAGAGGGCCCAUCCCCAAAGAAGGGAGAGACAGUAGUGAUUGAUUGGGAUGGGUACACAAUUGGAUACUACGGUCGCAUUUUUGAAGCUCGAAACAAGACCAAAGGUGGUUCUUUCGAGGGUGGUGAUAAAGAAUUCUUCAAGUUUAAGGUUGGAUCAGGACAGGUAAUACCAGCCUUUGAGGAGGCUAUGACAGGCAUGCGUCCCGGUGGAGUUAGAAGGAUAAUAGUACCACCGGAUAUUGGAUACCCAGAUAAUGACUUGAACAAGUUAGGCCCAAAACCGACAACAUUUUCGGGACAAAGAGCUCUAGAUUUCGUUCUAAGGAAUCAAGGACUAAUAGAUAAAACCCUCCUGUUUGACAUUGAGCUUAUCAGAAUAAUUCCGAGUCAAUAGUAUACGAGGGUAAUUUCGAUGACCAUUGGGAGGAAAGAAGCAUACUGUUUGAGCAUGGAAUCAAAUCCUUUGAUGACCAUCCGAUAUGUAAAUGUAUAUACUAUAUACUUGAGUAUCAACAAAAAACAUUGAUAUCACGCACCCAUUUUAUUAUUACUGAGAAAUACUAUGAAGAAUUUUAAAGUGCAACCAGAUAGAUCCUAUAUAUUCUUGAACUAGACAACUUUUUCACACACUCCCUAGAUUGGGUUAUUAGAUAAAUACUUACAGCACACAACUUACACCACACGAAAAAUUGUAAUAUUCCAAAAAGGAUGCAGCAUUUCCUGCCUUUUUUUGUACACUACCUAGAUUAAUGUUAAAGCCUAUAUCUUAGGGAUUGAGAGGAAACCACAUAUCCAUAAUACACUCAAGAGAGAACAUGUGCAACCAACAGCAUAUGCUUCAAUAGUUUUGCUCUUAAUUUUUCACCAUGUCUAGGAGCUGAAAGCCUCAGCCUCAGUGGUCUGACCUUAAUCUGUAAUCAAAUUUGACUGGACAUUGUCUCGAAUUGUGUUUAUUUUGAAUUAUAAUUUCAUGAAUCAA